AUGGCGCGCACGAUUCUGAUCCUCACUGCCCUGUUGCAACUACUCACCAGUGCAGCUGCAGCGACACUCCGAGUCCAAAUCCCAGCUUCGAAUCUCCUUCCGAACCCGAACACUCUCCCAGCUUCCACCCAUGCCACUCUAACAUCCGGCACGGGAGAACCUCUGCGGGCGGUUCUUCGCAAAGGCAAUUACUUCGAGUUUCCUGACAUCAGCACGGUCGGAUCACAUCUACUUGAUAUAUACAGCCGAGACUAUGUCUUUGCACCCUACCGCAUUGAUGUUGCUCCAUCCUCCGAUUCCUCGUCCACCGUGAUUACAGGAGCUUGGGAAACAUUUCGAGGGACAAAAUGGGAUGAUCGUGGAGUUGCUCUUGUACCCGCACCCACAGAACGUUUGGACAUGUCGGCCAAAGUGCUGUCCAAGAAGAAUUUCUACGAAGAACGUCAGGGAUUCAAUCCUUUGAGCUUGCUCAAGAACCCCAUGAUUCUGAUGGGCGUAGUGGCUCUCGCCUUCACAUUUGGAAUGCCGAAGUUGAUGGAGAACAUGGAUCCAGAGAUGCGUGCCGAGUACGAAGAUAUACAACGCAAAGGUCCUAUGUCUGGACUCACAUCAGCAAUGCAAGGUGGAGGAUCUGGCGGUCCAGCGAGCAAUUUCGAUCUCGCCAGCUAUUUGGCGGGAAGUAGCCAGAGUACUGGCAAUGAUAGGGGGUCUGAAGGUAUUCGGGAGAGAAAGCGAUAA
Messenger RNA from Exophiala xenobiotica, 738 nucleotides. RefSeq lists its product as uncharacterized. The transcript has a single exon. Gene Ontology annotation, cellular component: EMC complex. Bases 1 to 738 code for a protein of 245 amino acids. The record is from RefSeq and is a predicted model, not a curated record. Lineage: Eukaryota; Fungi; Ascomycota; Eurotiomycetes; Chaetothyriales; Herpotrichiellaceae.